This is a messenger RNA of Polychytrium aggregatum, 780 nucleotides long. RefSeq lists its product as uncharacterized. Gene Ontology annotation, biological process: protein import into nucleus. Lineage: Eukaryota; Fungi; Chytridiomycota; Chytridiomycetes; Polychytriales. The record is from RefSeq and is a predicted model, not a curated record. Gene Ontology annotation, molecular function: small GTPase binding; guanyl-nucleotide exchange factor activity. The transcript is spliced from 4 exons. The coding region runs from base 57 to 704 and encodes 215 amino acids. Gene Ontology annotation, cellular component: nucleus.
GCUGUCUUGCUGUCUUGCUGUCUUGCUGCCUUGCCUUGCAGAUACACGCCGCAACCAUGACUGCCCAGGCCCACGAGCGAGCCCUCUACGGCGGAGCCAUUACCGCAUACAUCCCCGACUCGUUUGUCGACGCCAGCACUAUGCGAGAAAUCCCUGAUCACCAGGAGGUCUAUGUGGAUGUCGACACGGACCAGAGCAUCAUCGUCGAGCUGCUGGACUAUCUGACCGACAAGUCUGACCUGGAAGCUGCAAACUAUCACUUCUGGGAGCUCGCCAGCGACAAUUCUGCAACUGACGCUAGCCAGGUGAUCUCGAUCCGGGCUAUUAACAACUCUGAGCUGCCCAAUCUCAGUGCCUCGAUGGGCAUCGACGGGUUCCAAGCCAUCAUCAUCCAUGGCAUCCAGCGCAUCGCCAAGUUCAAGGAACACUCGAGCAAUGCCUACAACCAGGUUCACAUCUACCUCUGCCUCGUGCGGCUGCCUGCUGUCGGCACCGACCUCCUCGUCACCUUCAACCACACCACCCAGCUGGGCAGCUCCAGCAGUUCGGCCGGAGCCCUCCGCAGUGAAUACCAAGUCCGGGCACGGAGCGGCGACCCGGCGGCAGCAUCGCUGCUCGGUGCCGGCACCGUCGAGGAGGUGAUGGGCAAGUUCACCAGGCUCGUCCAGAGCAUCCACAUCAAGGAUCGAUCGCUGUUUGGCUGAGGGGCUUUGCCACAGCGCACCAUCCGGGAGUGGGGAACCACCGACCCGCACGACCUGAACGGGGAGCUUGGAUUGG